AUGCAUCUCUCUCUGGACACCAUGAUGGUGGACGACAGCUGCCUCUCACCCAGCAACUUCCACGAUCUGGGGAAAGGUGGGGGGCUCUCUGUGGGGGGCCGCGUCCACAGCAUCGACGUCAUCCUGGGGUUCAGUAAGGACCAGGACCCCCUGCUCAGCCCUUCAGGGGCCCCGCGGACCCACAAAGUGGACAUCGAGGGUCUGGGGGAGCCCCGGGGGCCCGAGGAAAACUCCUCCUUCAGCGGGCAUCUCUCCUCGCUGAGGAACGGAGGCACGGAGGAGUACCAUGAUACCGGCUUAUUUACCAACAAGUGUGAUGAGGAGCUGAGUGAGCUGAGGAAGAGUGUGGAGAGUGACGAGGGAAAUUCUCCGGACCCCUGCAUGGACGAACAGCCGAAGAAGAAGCACCGGAGGAACCGAACCACCUUCACCACCUACCAGCUGCACGAGCUGGAGCGAGCCUUCGAGAAAUCCCACUACCCCGACGUCUACAGCCGCGAAGAGCUGGCCAUGAAGGUCAACCUCCCCGAGGUCCGAGUGCAGGUCUGGUUCCAGAACCGCAGAGCUAAAUGGCGUCGUCAGGAGAAAAUGGACGCCAGCACCAUGAAGCUGCACGACUCGCCCAUGCUCUCCUUCAACCGCCAGCCCCAACUCCACAGCGGCAUGGGCCCCAUGAGCAGCUCCCUGCCCCUGGACCCCUGGCUCUCCUCCCCCCUGACCAGCGCCACACCGGUGCACAGCAUCCCGGGCUUCAUGGGUCCAGCUCAGGGCCUUCAGCCUAGCUACCCGACCCACAGCUUCCUCAACUCCGCUCCUCACCCUCACUCCCAUCCUCACCCGUCCAUGGGUCAGGGGAUGCAGAACAUGGCGCCUCCCCCUUACCAGUGCACAGUGCAGUACCAGGAUAAAUACCCUCUGGAGGACGUGGACCAGCGCAGCUCCAGCAUCGCGGUUCUGAGGAUGAAAGCCAAGGAGCAUCUGCAGUCCAUGGACAAGACCUGGCACCCCAUGUGA
Trematomus bernacchii (emerald rockcod) is the source of this 1014-nucleotide messenger RNA. RefSeq names its product retinal homeobox protein Rx1-like. Lineage: Eukaryota; Metazoa; Chordata; Actinopteri; Perciformes; Nototheniidae. Gene Ontology annotation, molecular function: RNA polymerase II cis-regulatory region sequence-specific DNA binding; DNA-binding transcription factor activity, RNA polymerase II-specific. The coding region runs from base 1 to 1014 and encodes 337 amino acids. Gene Ontology annotation, biological process: positive regulation of transcription by RNA polymerase II. The transcript has 3 exons. The record is from RefSeq and is a predicted model, not a curated record.